Nematolebias whitei (Rio pearlfish) is the source of this 672-nucleotide messenger RNA. It is a transcript of the gene prop1, whose product is annotated as PROP paired-like homeobox 1. The record is from RefSeq and is a predicted model, not a curated record. The transcript has 3 exons. Gene Ontology annotation, molecular function: RNA polymerase II transcription regulatory region sequence-specific DNA binding; DNA-binding transcription factor activity, RNA polymerase II-specific. The coding region runs from base 1 to 672 and encodes 223 amino acids. Lineage: Eukaryota; Metazoa; Chordata; Actinopteri; Cyprinodontiformes; Rivulidae. Gene Ontology annotation, biological process: regulation of transcription by RNA polymerase II.
AUGGCCCAAGUGAAGGCAGCCGGUGGUCCAGCCAGGAGCCAGGACUACAGCCAACUUUACUCUGACGUGGCUACGGUCAGCGCCAGCACAGGUCUUGGAGCGGGGGCGGCGGGUCAGACCUCCGCGACCGCAGGCCUGGCCAAGCGGAGCAGGGCCUACCCCUCCCCGGCCCGCAGACGGCACCGCACCACUUUCAGCCACAAACAGCUGGAGCAGCUGGAGGGGGCCUUCGGUCAGAACCAGUACCCCGACGUGUACCACAGGGAGGAACUGGCCCGGGUCACGAGACUCAACGAGGCUCGCAUUCAGGUUUGGUUCCAGAACAGAAGAGCCAAACAGCGGAAACAGGACCGCGCGACGCAGGCGGUCCUCCCAGUGGGGGCCCUGCCGGGCCACCGUGCACUGCUGGGGGGUGUGCACGUCCAACCGUCCAGCGUGACCCAGCAGUACUACCACCAGCCCCUGGCCCACAUCCCCCGCUUCCCCUCCAUGCUGCCGUCCGGGCCGUACCAGCGCCACGCGGGCCCGGUCAGCCGCUGCCCCUGUCCCAGCGUGGCCCCGCAGCCGCCCCCCCAGCGCCAGCACGACAACUGGUAUGGCCCGCUGAGGACGCCCCCCAUGUUCCCUCUGGGCUCCACGCAGCCUCUGGAGCCGGCCUCCCCCUGGAGCUAG